UCGGCGCUGGAGAAACAUCUUGACCAUCUAUCUCCUCUUCUUAUUACUCGGUGUGUGCCUGCUCCAACUCUCCAACUCUCCAACUCUCUCCUCCAUCUUUCUCUCUCACCUCUUCUCCCUCUCUUAUCUCUUGUCUCUCAUCCCAAGGAUUCCUCCAAUCUCACUCAAUCAAAAGAUCGCCCAGCCCACGCGUUCUUCAGCCGUACCACUCACUCACUGCUGCCCCUCCUCCUCCUCCUCCCGUACAUACAUUCCGUCUGUGUGUGUGCGUAGUCCGACGCCGAGUUACCCCUCACUCCGUCCUGCUGUUUUUCUGCUGCUUCUUCUUCUCACUGGCCGGGUGCCCGCAAUCCUACUCCUCCUCUCUCGUCUGAAUACCCUCAUCCGCCACCACUACAAUGUCCACCACCCAGCUCCCCGUCUCCGACGUCGACCGCUACGACUAUGUCAUCGUCGGCGGCGGCACCGCCGGUUGCGUCGUCGCCUCCCGCCUGGCCGAGUCCCUUCCCCAGAAGCGCGUCCUCCUGAUCGAGGCCGGUCCCAGUGACUUCAUGGACGACCGCGUGCUGGACCUGCGGAAGUGGCUCAACCUGCUCGGCGGCGAGCUUGACUACGACUACGGCACCACUGAACAACCCAUGGGCAACUCUCACAUCCGCCACUCCCGCGCCAAGGUCCUCGGCGGCUGCUCAUCACACAACACCCUCAUCUCCUUCAGGCCCUUCGAGUACGACCUGAAGAUCUGGCAGUCCAUGGGCGCCAAGGGCUGGACCUUCCACGACUUCAUGCGCCUCAUGAACAAGCUGCGCAACACGGUCCAGCCCGUCCACGCCCGCCACCAGAACGAGCUCUGCCUCGACUGGGUCAACUCGUGCUCCUCGGCCCUCAACAUCCCCGUCCUGCACAACUUCAACAAGCACAUCACCCAGGACGGCGCCCUCAAGCAGGGCGUCGGCUUCUUCUCCAUCUCCUACAACCCGGACGACGGCCGCCGGUCCAGCGCCUCGGUCGCCUACAUCCACCCCUUCCUGCGCGGCGACGAGAAGCGCCCGAACCUGACCGUCCUCACCAACGCCUGGGUCUCCAAGCUCAACGUCCGCGGCGACACCGUCACCGGCGUCAACCUCACCCUCCAGGACGGCUCCAAGCGCACCGUCACCGCCCGCACCGAGACCAUCCUCUCGGCCGGCGCCGUCGACACCCCGCGCCUCAUGCUGCUGUCCGGCAUCGGCCCCAAGCAGCAGCUCAACGACCUCGGCAUCCCCGUCAUCCACGACCUGCCCGGCGUCGGCGAGAACCUGCAGGACCACCCGGAGUCCAUCAUCAUGUGGGAGCUCAAGAAGCCCGUGCCCCCCAACAAGACCACCAUGGACUCGGACGCCGGCAUCUUCCUGCGCCGCGAGCCGCCCAACGCCGCCGCCAAGAAGACCUUCUUCAACCCGGACGCCAUCCCCGACGGCGACAUCGCCGACGUCAUGAUGCACUGCUACCAGAUCCCCUUCACCCUCAACACGGGCCGCCUCGGCUACGACGAGCCCAAGGAGGGCUACGCCUUCUGCAUGACCCCCAACAUCCCCCGCCCCCGCUCCCGCGGCCGCCUGUACCUGACCUCGGCCGACCCCUCGGUCAAGCCGGCGCUCGACUUCCGCUACUUCACCGACGAGGAGGGCUACGACGCCGCCACCCUCGUCUACGGCAUGCGCGCCGCCCGCAAGGUCGCCGAGCAGGCCCCCUUCAAGGACUGGAUCGCCCGCGAGGUCGCCCCCGGCCCCAAGGUCCAGACCGACGAGGAGCUCAGCCUCUACGCCCGCCGCGCCGCCCACACCGUCUACCACCCGGUCGGCACCACCAAGAUGGGCGACGUCCGCAAGGACCCGCUCGCCGUCGUCGACGAGCGCCUCAACGUCCGCGGCCUCAAGCGCGUCCGCAUCGUCGACGCCGGCGUCUUCCCCACCAUCCCCACCAUCAACCCCAUGUUGACCGUCCUCGGUGUCGCCGAGAAGGCCGCCGAGAUGAUCAUUGACGAGGCCCAGGAGACGGCCCGCCUGUAAAAGAGGAAGAAGAAAAAAAAAAGAAAGGGUCUGAGAGUCUUGUCUGUGAAGGUCUAUCUGUAAAAUCAUCGAAUCCCUGAGAAAGAAAGAGGAGGGGAGGGAAAAAAGGAACAAAAACUUGAAGCGGAAUCAUGUGCACAAGGGACAUACAUACAAAAGCAUCUGUUGUCAUGGCCUUUUUUUUACAAGUUUUAUUUUUUUGGAAGAGUUAGCUAUCAGGCAUUAUACCAAUGAUAUCAUGACCAUGUACAAUCUCUUG
This is a messenger RNA of Colletotrichum destructivum, 2310 nucleotides long. RefSeq names its product Putative glucose-methanol-choline oxidoreductase, FAD/NAD(P)-binding domain superfamily. Lineage: Eukaryota; Fungi; Ascomycota; Sordariomycetes; Glomerellales; Glomerellaceae. Bases 399 to 2051 code for a protein of 550 amino acids. The record is from RefSeq and is a predicted model, not a curated record. Gene Ontology annotation, molecular function: oxidoreductase activity, acting on CH-OH group of donors; flavin adenine dinucleotide binding. The transcript is spliced from 2 exons.